Messenger RNA from Apodemus sylvaticus (European woodmouse), 4050 nucleotides. It is a transcript of the gene Ccar2, whose product is annotated as cell cycle and apoptosis regulator 2. The coding region runs from base 558 to 3326 and encodes 922 amino acids. Gene Ontology annotation, biological process: RNA splicing; regulation of DNA-templated transcription. Gene Ontology annotation, cellular component: nucleus; DBIRD complex. Lineage: Eukaryota; Metazoa; Chordata; Mammalia; Rodentia; Muridae. Gene Ontology annotation, molecular function: RNA polymerase II complex binding. The record is from RefSeq and is a predicted model, not a curated record. The transcript has 21 exons.
GGGUGGCGAGGCCGUGGGGGUCCGAACAGCGAAGAUGCGCCAGUCGUGGAAAGAGCCGAGCCCCCUCUGGACUGCAAGCUCCGUCUCCCUGGCAACGGCCUCGGCCCUGGGGGCGGGCGGGAGGAGGAGAAACCUCGCGCCGUGGUCCUCCCACGGUGGCCUCUCGGUGGCCCGGCCCGGAAGGCUCUGCGCAGGCGGCUGCGGAGGCCGGAGCCUAGGGUCGGGACCUAGGAGGAGGGAUCGAUCGGCGUGCAGGCCGCUUGGCGAGGGCCGGCUGGACAGCUCCUUUCCCACCAGCCGGUCCGAAAGGACGCCUGGCGGGCUUCCGGGGAGAGGGCCCGCAUCACCAACCCGCUACUCGCACCUUUAUUUUUUUGCCCCGGCCCUGCGUGGAGUGUUUUGGCGGAUGUUUUUGAAUGAAUGAAUGUCACCGGAGCUCUUCCAGCCCCUCACUCCGCCAGCCUUUCUAAGGGUGUCAGUGGCAUAGUGAAAGGAGUGCUAAAUUGUUGGGAGACCUGGGUGUUUCCCCCCAAGACCUUGAAAGGACAGUAUUCCAAAUGUCCCAGUUUAAGCGCCAGAGGAUCAACCCACUUCCAGGGGGACGGAACUUCUCAGGCGCUGCUUCAACAUCUCUUCUGGGCCCUCCUCCUGGUCUGCUUACUCCUCCUGUGGCCACAGACUUGUCCCAAAAUGCCAGGCAUCUUCAGAGUGGGGAGAAGCAGCGCGUCUUCACUGGCAUUGUUACCAGCUUGCAUGACUACUUUGGGGUGGUAGAUGAAGAAGUCUUUUUUCAGCUAAGUGUGGUGAAGGGCCGACUACCCCAGCUGGGUGAGAAGGUGCUGGUGAAGGCUGCAUAUAACCCAGGCCAGGCAGUACCCUGGAAUGCUGUCAAGGUGCAGACGCUCUCCAACCAGCCCUUACUGAAGUCGCCAGCACCUCCCCUUCUUCAUGUGGCAGCUCUGGGCCAGAAGCAAGGGAUCCUGGGAGCUCAGCCCCAGCUGAUCUUUCAGCCUCACCGAAUUCCCCCACUUUUCCCUCAGAAGCCUCUGAGUCUCUUCCAGACAUCCCACACACUUCACCUGAGCCACCUGAACAGAUUUCCUGCUCGGGGUCCGCAUGGAAGGCUGGACCAGGGCCGAAGCGAUGACUAUGACUCGAAGAAACGCAAACAGCGGGCUGGCGGAGAGCCUUGGGGUGCUAAGAAACCUAGACAUGACCUGCCUCCUUACCGAGUUCAUCUCACUCCCUAUACUGUGGACAGUCCCACCUGUGACUUCCUAGAACUGCAGCGACGUUACCGCAGCCUGUUGGUCCCCUCAGAUUUUCUUUCCGUUCACUUGAGCUGGCUGUCAGCCUUCCCUCUGGGCCAGCCCUUUUCCCUCCACCACCCGAGUCGGAUCCAGGUUUCUUCAGAGAAGGAGGCAGCUCCAGACACUGGUGCUGAGCCCAGCCCUGAAGACAGUGACCCCACUUACAGUUCCAAGGUGCUGCUGCUCUCCUCCCCGGGCCUGGAGGAGUUCUAUCGCUGCUGCAUGCUGUUUGUGGAUGACAUGGCUGAGCCCAGGGAGACACCAGAGCAUCCUCUGAAGCAGCUAAAGUUUUUGCUGGGCCGGAAAGAAGAAGAGGCAGUGCUGGUUGGGGGUGAGUGGUCUCCUUCCCUGGAUGGCCUCGACCCCCAGGCAGACCCGCAGGUGCUGGUGCGCACAGCCAUCCGCUGUGCGCAAGCCCAGACUGGCAUUGACUUGAGCACCUGCACCAAAUGGUGGCGCUUUGCAGAGUUUCAGUACUUGCAGCCGGGGCCACCCCGGCAAUUACACACAGUAGUGGUAUACCUGCCAGACGUGUGGACCAUCAUGCCCACUUUGGAGGAGUGGGAGGCACUGUGCCAACAGAAAGCCACAGAGGCAGCUUCCCAACCACAGGAGGCAUCAGGGGAAGCCGAGGCUACCGAACAGGCUCCUGAUGGGUCAGAGCAAGCAGACACUUCUAAACAGAACACAGAGACAACGGAGGCCACCACACAGCAAGAUGUGGACACUGAUCUCCCAGAGGCCCCUCCGCCUCCUCUAGAACCUGCUGUGAUAGCACGACCUGGCUGUGUCAACCUGUCUCUCUAUGGAAUUGUGGAGGACCGGAGGCCAAAAGAAAGGAUCUCUUUUGAGGUGGUAGUGCUGGCUGAGCUGUUUGUAGAGAUGCUACAGAGGGAUUUCGGCUAUAGAAUUUAUAAGAUGCUGCUGAGCCUUCCAGAAAAAGUUGUGUCUCCUCCUGAACCUGAGAAGGAGGAGGCAGCCAAGGAGGAGGCGGUCAAAGAGGAGGAGGCUGUCAGAGAGGAGGCAGAGAAGGUGUCCAAGGAUGAGGUACAGAAUGAGGGCACAGCUGGCGAGGCAGACAGCCCACUGAAGGAGGACGGACUUCUGUCCAAACAGCCCUCUUCAGGGGGAGAAGAGGAGGAGAAGGCCCGGGGUGAGGCAGCUGAGGACCUCUGUGAGAUGGCCUUGGAUGCAGACCUGCUGCUUCUGAGGGAUGAUGGAGAGGAGGAAUUUGCAGGAGCAAAGCUAGAGGAAACGGAGGUUCGUUCUGUUGCCUCAAACCAGUCGGAGAUGGAAUAUUCUUCUCUUCAGGACAUGCCUAAGGAGCUGGAUCCCUCUGCUGUGCUCCCCCUGGACUGCCUUCUGGCUUUUGUGUUUUUUGAUGCCAACUGGUGUGGCUACUUGCACAGGCGAGACCUGGAGAGGGUCCUUCUCACACUGGGGAUCCGGCUCAGUGCAGAGCAGGCCAAACAGCUGGUUAGUAGAGUGGUGGCCCAGAACCUCUGUCAGUACCGGAGCCUUCAGUACAGCCGUGCUGAGGUGCUGGAUGGCGGCCUUCCUGAAGACGUGCUCUUUGGAAACCUGGAUCUCCUGCCUCCUUCAGGAAAAAACAUGAAGCCAGGUGCUGCCCCCACAGAGCACAAAGGCCUGGUGCCCCACAAUGGUAGCCUCAUCAAUGUGGGAAGCCUGUUACAGCGUGCGGAACAGCAAGACAGUGGCCGCCUGUACCUGGAGAACAAGAUUCACACACUGGAACUGAAGCUGGAGGAGAGCCAUAACCGUUUCUCAGCCACUGAAGUGACGAAUAAGACACUGGCAGCAGAGAUGCAGGAGCUGCGGGCCCGGCUGGCCGAGGCGGAGGAGACAGCCCGGACAGCGGAACGGCAGAAGAGCCAGCUCCAGCGUCAGAUGCAGGACUUCCGCAGGCGCCUGACCCCACUGCACCUUGAGAUGCAGCGGAUUGUCGAAAAGGCUGACAGCUGGGUGGAGAAAGAGGAGCCAACGCCCAGCAACUGAGUGGCUGUCUAGUGAGGUGUGUGAUGGAGCCUGAUGACAUUAGAGCCCUUUUGGUACCAGACAGCAGUUGGAGCAGGGCCCGGGAGCCACAGCAGGGUGGCUUGAGUUCUGUGCUCAGCCUCUGCAGGGGACAUGAGACUGUCAGUAUGGGGUUUGUGCUAUGUGGAUGGAUGUGUAAGGAACCCCAGUUCCAGCUACAACUAAAUACAACAUCUUUUGCACCCCUAGAAUGUCAUUUUUGCCCUCAAUCUCGGAAUUUCUCCCAGGGCCCUUGUAGUCUUGUGCUGUCUCCUGUCCUCGUCCAUUUUAGAGCAAGACGGGAGGAAAGGCUUCUCGAGCCCAGAACAAGGUCUAAUGCCAAUAAAUGGGAGGAAUGGGCAGAGUCGAUGCAGCCAAGAAUGUCCGUCCUCUGGGUGGCACGAGUCCCGCAGGCUCCUGGGUCUGUUAGGUGACAGAGCCCAUUCGAGGAAGCACUUGGGGUUGGGUCAAGGUUGCCAGUAGAACACUGUGUCCCAGCUGCCCCACCUUGCCAGAAGAACCAGCACUUCUCUCUCUAGCUCUUAUGUUCAGAACGUGGUAUUGGCCCUGGCCCAGCCCUUUUCCAUCGCCCAUAAUUCUUGCCUCUUUCCAUAAUCCACGGUUUCAGUUUGACUUUGUAUAUAAAGUUGUUUGUUGGUAUUUUUUUUCUUUUUGUUUUUUAAAUAAACCAAAGUGAAAAAACAAA